UAGAGAGAGAGAAAACCCAUUUCUUUGCUUUCUCUCUCUUCUUCUCUUGUUUUCUCUGUUUCUCGUGAUUCUAAAACGAUUUCUAGAGAGAGGUUUUUGUUGUUUCGGUAUUGAGAAAUGGGGGAGGCGGCGAAUGUGUUCAAUUUGAGUGACAAGAAAUAUGAUUGCAAUGGGAAUGGGUGUGGGGUUGUUGUUGAGAGCCGUAGGCCUUGUUGUUGGUAUGAGGAGGAGAUCUAUGAUGACCUUAGGUGGUCUUUUGCCCUAAACAGUAUUUUGCAUACCGGGACAAGCGAGUUUCAAGACAUAGCGCUUCUGGAUACCAAACAUUUUGGGAAGGCUUUGAUAAUCGAUGGGAAGAUGCAAAGUGCAGAAAUGGACGAAUUCAUAUACCAUGAAUGCUUGGUUCAUCCUGCCUUGCUAUAUCAUUCUAACCCCAAAACUGUGUUUAUAAUGGGAGGAGGUGAGGGCUCCACCGCAAGAGAAAUACUGAAGCAUAGAACAAUAGAGAAAGUCGUCAUGUGCGAUAUUGAUGAGGAAGUGGUGGAUUUUUGCAGAAGAUAUUUGGUAGCAAACAGAGAAGCUUUCAAUAACAGGAAGCUUCAUCUGGUGAUUAACGAUGCAAGGGCUGAGCUGGAGAAGACACAGGAAAAGUUUGACGUGAUUGUAGGGGACUUGGCUGAUCCGGUUGAGGGAGGGCCUUGCUACCUUCUCUACACCCAAUGCUUCUACCAAAAUAUUCUCAAGCCCAAGCUUAACCACAAGGGUAUUUUCGUCACUCAAGCUGGACCCGCAGGUGUUCUCACCCACAAGGAGGUCUUUUCUUCCAUAUACAACACCCUUAAGAAUGUGUUUAAAUAUGUCAAGGCAUACACUGCGCAUGUGCCGUCUUUCGCAGAUACAUGGGGUUGGGUUAUGGCUUCGGACGAGCCAUUUGAGCUUGAUGCAGAGAAAAUGGACAUAGGGAUUGGAGAGAGAAUAAAGGGGGAGUUGCUUUACUUGGAUGGGGAGUCCUUCAUCUCGUCAACCACCAUGAACAAAAGCGUCUAUCAAUCGUUAUUGAAAGAGACCCAUGUUUAUACUGAGGAGAACGCGAGGUUUAUUUAUGGGCACGGGAGGGCCUGCCUACCUUAAAUGACGACGCUUAAAUGCAUGUUGUGUGCAUACCAUUAUUACUAUUAUUACGGUGCACUGAUUUUAAUCCUAUUGACAAACAACGCUUUGUAUCUCAUAUUUGUGGCAUCUAUGCGGUUCUCAUUCACCCAUC
Molecule: messenger RNA, 1264 nt
Organism: Amborella trichopoda
Lineage: Eukaryota; Viridiplantae; Streptophyta; Magnoliopsida; Amborellales; Amborellaceae
Gene: ACL5
Product: S-adenosyl-L-methionine-dependent methyltransferases superfamily protein
Biological process (GO): polyamine biosynthetic process
Molecular function (GO): thermospermine synthase activity
Source: RefSeq, a predicted model, not a curated record